Periconia digitata is the source of this 1857-nucleotide messenger RNA. The record is from the annotation of a GenBank genome assembly. NCBI's taxonomy places the organism in Eukaryota, Fungi, Ascomycota, Dothideomycetes, Pleosporales, Periconiaceae.
CCUCCCGGGCUGGCUCGUAUUCGAGAUGCGACAGCCGCUUGGAUCUGCGACAGAGGCCUGAUUCUUCGUUUCGGGAUCCAGAUGAUGCCUUUCCCCAUGGAUUCUUUCCCGAUCCCGGUCCCUCUUUUCUGUACCUUCUCCCCGCCUUUCUUUUGAACUUCCCUCUGUUCUCCCAAAUAAUCUCUUCAUACCCUGGUCCGCGGGGCUCCUUUGUCGCGAACCAUGCCCCCUUCAACCCGUGCCUCGAGGGAUUCGUAUGAAGGCACCGCUCUACUCUCCCCCCAACACGCCGCCGAAUCCCCCACGUUAUCGCCCCCGUUGUCCUUUCCGCCGCCCACGGAGAAGAGGGAGAAGCCAUGGAUCUUCCUCGUCGGUCUCCUGUUCUUCAUGGUUGCUGUCAUCGACAUCGGUGACUACAUGUCCGACGCCCCCAAGACGCGCGUGUUUGAGUCCAACAUCUGUCUCGACUACUACAGGACAAAUGACCCUUCCCAGAUCGGCCCCGACGGCUACGUACCCGAAAAGCUGUGCAAGAUUGAUGAGGUACAACAGAAGCUGGCUAUGAUCUUCGGUUGGCAGGACACAUUCGAUGCUAUUCCGGGGAUGCUACUCGCUGUGCCAUUCGGUGCACUGGCCGACAAAUGGGGCAGGAAAUGGAUUUUAGCUACGUCUUUGGUGGGAUUGCAGCUGAAAGCUUCUUGGGUCUUGCUCAUUGGCUAUUUUCAGAGCUUGCCUUUGCAGUUGACUUGGUUCUCGUCCGCCUUCUACAUAAUUGGGGGUGGGCCUAUUGUCGCUGUCGCCGUCGCCAUGACUAUGGUAUCGGAUGUGUGCCCCCCGGAUAAGCGGACCACCAUCUUUCUCUACCUGACCGCUGCUGUUCUCUUGGGCGAAAUGGUCUCCCCGAUCAUAUCCUCCCGUUUGAUGGAACACGGAAAUUGGUUACCUCUUCUCCUGGCCCUGGGCAUUCAAUUCAUAGGAGCCCUGGCCGCCGUCAUCUGUCCUGAGACGUUGCAUAUGCAGGACCUUCCGGAACCUACCGACGACGACGAGACUGAUAGCAUCGAGCUACAGUCCAAGAAAGAGAGCUCGGGCAUUAAGACCCACCUCGGUCACUUCAAAACGGCGUUUCUUUUCCUCAAGAGCGACACUACCCUCAUGCUGGUCGUUCUCACUUUCCUAGGGAACCGACUUGGCCGGAACGGCAUGACCUUGUUGAUUAGAUAUGCUUCGAAGCGAUAUGGCUGGGAGAUCAAAAAGGCUGCCUAUCUCGUUUCGUUUCGCGCUGCCACGAACCUCGUAUCGGUGACCAUCUUUAUCCCUACCGUGAAUUUCAUACUCCUCAAAUACAUCCGCCUCCCACCACACUGGGCAGACAUGUACCUGGCUCGGGGCUCUGUCAUCCUCACAGCUGCAUCCUUCUUCAUCAUGGCCGUGGCAUUCCAGCCUGCUCUGCUCAUUAUCGGCCUUCUUGUCUACAAUCUCGGCACUGGUUACAGCGCGGCAAUGCGCUCCAUCGCAAUUCACGUCGUGGGCGGCCAAACCAGUCCGGAUGUGGGCAAGCUGAUGAGUCUGCUCGCCAUCACGGAAAGUAUUGGUCUUAUGCUGUCUGGACCGCUCUUGAACAGCAUGUUUCAGUGGGGUAUGGAUAUGGGGUCUAUGUGGCUCGGUCUGCCUUUCCUGACUGUGUCUUUCAUGUUCUGCCUUGUGACAUUACUUACAUAUCUGAUACGUAUCGGGAACAAAGAUGUGGAAUAUGUGGAAGUCGCAGGCGAUGAGGAGGAGGAGGAUGCAGCGGUUACGAACGGAACAAUGAGAUCAACUUCGCCACGCGGGUUGGGUCCGCAACGCACUGCCUGA